AUGCCUGAAGAUUCUAAGAAACAUGACAAAAGAAACUCUAAAGAACAGAGAAAGCCUCGUCAGCGGCAUCAACAGACCAAGGCAGACAAAAAGACGGAAAAACCUGAAGAAUCCAUGAGCACCCCUAAAGUUCCUCAAAAACCACCAGUUAACGAAAGUCCACCGCCAGAGUUCUACAAGAAUUUAAAAAGGGAAACAGAUGAAAUUCUCAAAAUAACUGAAGAAGAAAAUGCUAAAUAUAAGAAGAAAGAAAUACAAAGCAACUGGUCCAAAUAUGAAUUGCCUAUUGAAAGCUAUGACAAUAUUGAUGAACAGGAAAAUUUAGGAGCCGAUUAUGAGAAACUUAUAGAAGCAUCUAUAUCGGCUGGGGGGCAUUUUCAGUUCAAACAUGAAAAGUCUUGGGAUAUGAACACAGGCCCAUCACAAUACGACAAGUAUUUCGAAAUCAAUAUGGAAGAUCUCAAUAUUGCUCUCUGUACUGAACCAUUUUACGUAAGGAAUUGUAUUAAAGAAACUUUGUUUAGUGAAAGUGAUAUAUUAACUAUGAAAAAUAGAUCCAUGAGGUUCAAACAAAAAUAUUUCAGUGAUAAAUCAUAUGCAACGCCUGACAGUAUAGUUCUAGAUAAAACACUUAAUAUCCUUCGGGAUAGUUUAAAGAAUACUGACAAUACAAGUAAAGAUUUAGUUGACAUGGAAAUAAAGAGUGAAAAGGCAAAAGAAGAGCCUUCGUUUGAAGAUAAACCUGCUUUAACAACUGAGAUUAAUUUGAAUAUAAAAAGUGAUCCCGAUACUUCUUCUGAUAGCAAUCAAAUUAUAGACCAAAAUAUUAUUAAUAUACAAAAUGUGCCAUAUGAAGACAAACCAUUUGAAAAAACUGAAGAAACCCCUAUAUCUGAUAAUAUUGUUGCACAUAACGACUUUAUAUUUAGAAACACCGAAAAAACUACUAAACCUUUAGUUGAAAAACCUGAACCAACAAAUAUAGAAAUAUCUAAUAUUGAACUAGUUUCUCAAACAGAGGUUAAAGAGACUUCUCCAUUUGAUACUGUGAAGAGAGCCAUAGCUGAAACGAAGGUGAAAGAAGCAACUGAAACCAAGGUUCCAGCUGCAGUCGACACUAAAGUAGUUGCAAACUCUCUAGUUGCUGCAUCCCCAAUGGAAAUAAAGAAAAAUCCAGUGUUUGAAUCUCCAGAGGAUCUUGAGAAGUGGCUAGAUGACUAUUUAGAUGGUUAA
Messenger RNA from Arctia plantaginis, 1233 nucleotides. Lineage: Eukaryota; Metazoa; Arthropoda; Insecta; Lepidoptera; Erebidae. The record is from the annotation of a GenBank genome assembly.